AUGUCGACCGAAGAUCUUUAUGAGGACCUUGAUCCGAUUCGCGAGCCAAGAAAAGCAUACUUAAGAACAACGGCCUUAUUGGAAAAAAAUUUCGGAUACACAAACCCCAAAAUUUUAGGCGAAGGCUCCUUCGGGUCUGUCAUUCGAUUCAAUAACCCUAAAGAUGAAGAAGGAGUGGCCAUCAAAUUACUUUAUUUAAGUGGGGUAAAUGAGGGAGAGAGAAAGCUAUGGAUAAGGCUCCGGCACGAGAAUAUUGUGCCAUUACAGAGACUAACUAUGUUCCCUACCCUCAAUGUGGCAUGCUUUGAAAUGCAGGUGUGCCCUAAUGACCUCUUGAGAGCAGUGCGCAGGAAAGCAUUCCGCGAGAGCCCUGAUUCUCUUGACCAACUGAAGAGAUGGCUUUAUCAAGUGCUAUGUGGGCUAGACUUUCUUCAUUAUAAGAACCUGUGCCACCUAGACAUUAAGUCGGAUAAUGUGCUCAUAUCGCGACGGUCAUCCAGGGCAAUGAUCAGUGACUUUACCUUCCUGAGCAAGACCACGUCACCCAUAGGAAGCGACGAAAUUGGAUUACCGAUCAUGUAUCAGCCACCGGAAGCCUGCCAGAUCCUUAAACCAGGCGAAUCAAUGAAUGGUCGCGCUUUUGAUCGCUGGACUUUUGGGAUAAUGGCCUUGGAGCUGCUCAGUAACUUUCAUAUGGCCCGAUCUUUUAGCUGCCGCCAUUUAGGAGCAGAGUUUCGCUACGCUUCAAUGAGGGGAGUUUUACAAGAACAGGCUUUCGGCGAAAAAAUGCAAACUGCCCUCCCCGCAGUGGAAAUAACCUCAGAUGAUGCACAAUUGGCCCUUAACUUCAUUCAUUGUUUUCUCAAAGUCGAACCAUCUGCCAGGAUUACUGCGGAAGUUGGAAUGAGCCAUACAUUUCUCGGCUAUGGAGAUUUCGUUAACGAUGAAGUUGAUGCGCUCUGGCAGCGGUCAAAUCCAACCACUGAAAACAUUUACGGCCCGACGAUAUUACAUCAUCAAAUAGAAGAAUCCAGUUGUCGUAGGAGAGUAAGCAAAUGGUUACGACGUCGCUGUGCCGCUCUGAGCAGGAUGAUCAGAAGGUGCGUUCCUUGUAUCCGAUAG
Messenger RNA from Argiope bruennichi, 1122 nucleotides. RefSeq lists its product as uncharacterized. Gene Ontology annotation, biological process: protein phosphorylation. The transcript has 4 exons. NCBI's taxonomy places the organism in Eukaryota, Metazoa, Arthropoda, Arachnida, Araneae, Araneidae. The coding region runs from base 1 to 1122 and encodes 373 amino acids. Gene Ontology annotation, cellular component: nucleus. Gene Ontology annotation, molecular function: cyclin-dependent protein serine/threonine kinase activity; ATP binding. The record is from RefSeq and is a predicted model, not a curated record.